Molecule: messenger RNA, 1884 nt
Organism: Nematostella vectensis (starlet sea anemone)
Lineage: Eukaryota; Metazoa; Cnidaria; Anthozoa; Actiniaria; Edwardsiidae
Product: acetyl-CoA acetyltransferase, cytosolic
Exons: 7
Coding region: 233-1432 (399 amino acids)
Biological process (GO): fatty acid beta-oxidation
Molecular function (GO): acetyl-CoA C-acetyltransferase activity
Source: RefSeq, a predicted model, not a curated record
CAACGAAAUGAAGGAACAUGUAUCCCCUUUAAAUCUUUUAACAACGAAAAAAUGAAGUGAAGAAAUUUGCACGAGAAGCAAUUUUCUUCAUUUUCAAAGCAUCAUUUUAAAUACUUUUUACUUAGUGAAAUUUUACGGGCUCCCUGUGGUUCAUUUGUUUUCACAGUUUCGCACCUUGAAAAAUCUUAUCUCGAUCUCGUUCUAUUGACAUUUACAAACUUCCCUACGCAAAAUGAGCAAUUCUUACCAAGAGCGAGAUGUAAUUAUCGCUUGUGCAGUGCGAACUCCCGUGGGUUCACACAACGGAGACCUCAGUUCGCUAAAAGCUCAUGAACUCGGUUCGAUUGUUGUGAAAGAGGCGCUUUGCCGGGCCUCUAUCUCUCCUUGUGACGUGUCAGAGGUUAUUCUCGGCCAAGUUUUGACGGCCGGACAAGGUCAAGGUCCUGCUCGCCAGGCUGCAAUGCAUGCUGGGAUACCAGCCUGUGUUCCUGCAUAUGGAGUUAACAUGCUGUGUGGAUCAGGCCUUAAGGCUGUUGCCCUUGGUUACCAAGCUGUUGCCAUGGGAGACUCUAAUAUUGUUGUAGCAGGUGGACAGGAGAGCAUGAGUCAGGCUCCCCAUUGUUGUCACAUGCGACCUGCUCUGAAGUUUGGUGACAUGACGCUGAUAGACACAAUGCUUAAGGAUGGAUUAAUGGACUCGUUCAAUAACUAUCAUAUGGGAAUUACAGCUGAAAAUGUGGCGAAACAGUGGGAAGUCUCACGGGAGGAACAAGAUAACUUUGCUCUGACGUCACAGCAACGCACUGAGACUGCGCAGAAAGCUGGAUACUUCAGUGACGAGAUUGUUACGGUUUCUAUCAAGACGAGGUCUGGUCUUACUGAGGUCAACUCAGAUCAGUUCCCACGCCAUGGCUGUACAAUCGAAGGUCUAAGGAAACUUAAACCUUGCUUUCUGUUUGAUGGAAAGGGCACUGUUUCCGCGGGCAACACUUCCGGGCUCAACGACGGAGCAGCUGUAGUGGUGCUAAUGCCAUACGCAGAAGCAAAUGCCAGAAACGUCAGUCCGCUUGCUAGAGUAGUAUCAUGGGCUCAAGCUGGCGUAGACCCCUCGGUUAUGGGGACUGGGCCAAUUCCUGCCACUAGAAAAGCUUUGUCUAAAGCUGGAUGGAAAGUUGAAGACGUGGACCUUUUCGAGCUGAAUGAGGCUUUUGCAGCACAGUCAUGCGCAGUCAUCAGAGAACUGGGACUAGACCCUUCUAAGGUGAACAUUAACGGCGGCGCCAUUGCUCUUGGUCAUCCAAUAGGAGCAUCUGGUUGCCGCAUACUCGUCACUUUGCUUCAUAACCUUAGACGCACCGGCAAGCGAAGAGGCGUGGCUGCACUCUGCGUAGGCGGUGGAAUGGGCGUGGCAGUGUGCGUGGAAAGAUUGUAGCAACCAAGGAAUAUAGCAUUUAUAAACAAAUUAUGAAAGCAAAACGUUUCUUUUCGUAGAAGAUGGUUAGUAGCGGGACGUAUAAGUAUGAAUAGGCUCCGAGUGAUGGCGUCACGUUUAAAAGCAUUUUUGACAAGUCGGCCAAAUUGGGGUUUCAAAGAGAUGCCACGCGUCGGUCCUGGCUUGUUGGUAAAAUGCCAUUUUCCUCUGUGAGAACGGAAUAGUUUAAAUGACGCUGCGACUAUUUGCCCCAUCUACGAAAUUACUCUGUUUUCAUAAAGACAUAAACAUUUAAUUUUUGCCACAAUCACACCAUCCGCCCUUUUAUAUCACCUUACCCCAUCCCAGUCCAGCGUAUGUUUUGCCAGGGCGGUAACAAGGUAUAGUAGUAUAUAUAUUGUUUUCAUUUUAUUCCGAUCCCAGGGCUAAAGUAAAAUGAUCCGUGAUCCCGA